UUUUCGAAUCCGGCGAUGUGUUUUUGAAUAGAUUGUUGCUCAGAAUAAUAAGAAUGUAACGUCGCAUCGAUUGAUGAAGCGCAGAGGGGAAAGAGAAGAGAAGUCGCAGGAGAAAGAUGGGAAGUUCGGACGUUGGAAUACGAGGAAUCAGCAACAGCUCGAGGUCGACGAGUCUGGGAAGCGGUCGAGCAACGGGGUUAGGGUUUUAGUGGCGUCGUUGCGGAACACAUGGAGAUCGGUAGAGGAAUUGAGGAGGACGGAUGAGGGAUUUGAGGCCGUGAUCGUACACAUGGAGUCUCUACCAAAUCUGGGUUUUGGAAUGAGUAGCUGAGGAAUUUGCAUGGAAGUUGUCGCCGAUUGUUGCUGCUGAAGAAACGGUCAAAAUCCAUCAGCGGUUGUAGUAUCGGGUCAGGCAGAAUGGUGGAAGAAUUGGCGCACAGGGUAGGCACCAAAGGAGGAUCGAUGGUGCUGAUCAAGGACUGCGUGGCUUGUAGAGGAGGCUUCCUGUUGCACUAUCUGCUGAAAAGACUUCUGACGUCCACCAACGCACGCGUUGUGAUGCUUGGUCUCUCGGAGCCUUUCUCCCAUUACUCUCGAAUUGCUCGGAAACAGGGUUGCAAUCUGCAGAGCAUGCGAGACAGUGGCCGAUUUCUUUUCGUUGAUCAACCACUGCUGCUCAGUGAACAAAGAACUGGAUCAGAUGCUGGUGCAAGUGCUACUCCCUUAUCGGACAAUCCACUGGCAGCCAUCUAUCUGAAAAUCAAAGAGGCAGCCCGAGGAGGGCAGGUUUCUGAUCCUUCCGGUGACGGUGCAGGGCAGACGUGCAUCAUGAUUGAUGAUGCUUCGAUAUUGGAUGUGAUUGCCGGCGGAUCUCAUAACUUUGUACUAGACUUUUUGCACUAUUGCAGAGCACUCACAGUCGGGAAGCAGAGAUGCUCUUUGAUCGUUCUCACGCAUCGAGAUGUUUAUGAGGAGCCUCCUGCCUCGUUCAUGAGCCCACAAUUGGAACAUGCUGCUGAUACAGUUAUUACUGUGGAGCCUUUGAGCACUGGCCUUGCAGUCGAUGUCCACGGUCAGGUUACAGUGCAGCACAGAACAGAUCAACUUGAGGAUGUGUUCUCGCAAGUGAGAACAAGAGUCAGGCUCCAAAAGCAUCAAUUUCGAAUCAUGGAGGGAACAGUUCAAUUCUUCUUGCCAGGGCAAGCAUGAAGGUGCUCUGUUAGCACGAGACCAUUCGAGAAAUUGUGAUGUUUCAAAUGGCGUGAGAAGGCAGAUUGAUAUCAUGGUUAGGUAAAAUCUUAAGGAUAUAUCGUUUGGUGCCAGCCUCAAAUCUGCCCAGAAUUUGUCGGAAUGUCGGCGAAUCAGCCCGAUUUCAACUCAGUGCUGCAAGCUUUUCAGACAAUGGGACAUUAUUCGUGGUGGUGACGACUUCUGUGCAAGAUAUAAUAGUGCGCAUACAUGAGAAGUUUUCUGUUCGGGAGAUUUUCAUAGUGUCCCACCCAUGCGAUGGUAACCAACGUUGCUUGUAUAUAAUUUUAAACUUUUAAUUCAGUUUGUCUAAGGUCCACUUUUCUGUAUCUGUUCGCAGUAUAGAUCGUGUGCAGAAGAAUGUUGAGUAUUGAUUAAACUUAUUUCCCUCAGUAC
Marchantia polymorpha subsp. ruderalis is the source of this 1644-nucleotide messenger RNA. The record is from the annotation of a GenBank genome assembly. NCBI's taxonomy places the organism in Eukaryota, Viridiplantae, Streptophyta, Marchantiopsida, Marchantiales, Marchantiaceae.